GUCUUACAAAAAGUGUCUUACUGUCUUUGACGUUUGCUGGUUUAGUUGGCCAAGGCCGCGAUCCCACAGAUUUGGCAUUCCGCCGGUGCUGUCCAUAUUAAUAUAAAAAGUCACUUAGGAGAAACCUUCUGUUAUCAUAUAUAGGAUAAACACUGCUCCCUGAAACUCCUUGCUUUUAUUUCCCUGUCGGAGGACAGAUCAGUAAGGGCUGCAAGAAAAGCAUUAGGGAUAGACUAGGGGUACCGUUCUGGGCUGAAAGCCCUGUUGCUGUCGGUCAGCCUAGACGACAUGGGGCCGAAGGGUCAGUCAGGAUUACCAUCGGCUGGUCGAGGACAGCAGCAGCAGCUGCCUCAGCCACAACAGAAACACCAGAUCCAGCAGCCUGGCCGCUUGCCAGCGGCUAAGGGGCCGGGUCUGCAGGAUGACGCUCGAUCCAACGCCUCCGGGGACGACGAUGUCCCGUUACCUUUGGUGGAUCAAAAGUAUCUAUCCGACAAGAAGUUUGCAGAGUUUUCCGUUUCUCCUAACAGCAAAAGGGCGCUGGCUGAGGUCCUGAAGUACGAGCGCUGCUCGCUGGUGCAGGCCGCUGCCAUUCCGGUGUGCCUGGGGCCAGAGGACGUGAUCGCCAAAGCCAAAACCGGCACGGGGAAGACGCUGGCGUUUGUCAUCCCCACCAUUGAGAAGGUUCUCGCUCGCCGCGCCCCCCCGGGCAAGGUGUCGGCGCUGGUGCUGAGCCCCACACGCGAGCUGGCCCGGCAGAUCCAGGCGGAGACGCACAAGAUGCUCACCUUCCAUCCUGGACUGCACUCAAUGGUGGUGUACGGCGGCGUGGACGUGAAGAAGAACCUGAACGCCAUCCGGCAGCGCACGCCGGACAUCCUCAUUGCCACGCCGGGCCGCUGCUGGGACAUCAUGACGCAGUCGCAUGAUCCCGCCUUCAACAAGCUCCUUGACUCUACCCGCGUGUUGGUUCUGGACGAGGCCGACAACCUGCUGGACAUGGGCUUCCGGCCGCAGAUCUCCAAGAUCCUGGCCGGGCUGCCUCCCACCACGCAGCGCCAGACCUUCCUCUUUUCCGCCACCUUCCCCGCGGACGUGAAGAGCCUGGCGGACGUGGCGCUGAAGAAGCAGCACCGCUACGUGGACGCGGUGGGCGAGGACGUGGCCACGCACACGCACGUGGAGGCCAGCAGCCUGGUGGUGCCCAAGCCCGACCUGCCGCAGCAGCUGCUGUGCCUGCUGGCGCAGCACAUGGCGCAGGAGCCGGAGUACAAGAUCAUUGUCUUCCUGCCCACCGCCAACCUCACCGCCUUCUUUGCUGAGGCUUUCACCGCGGCGGGAGUCAAGGGCGUCGUGGAGAUCCACAGCCGCAAGAGCCAGCCCCAACGUGACCGUGCUUCGGCGCAGUUCCGGUCCGAGUCCCGGCUGAUUCUCUUCAGCUCGGAUGUGUCGGCACGUGGCGUGGACUACCCCAAUGUUUCAUAUGUCGUGCAGUGCGGCGCCCCCAGCAACCGCGAGCAGUACAUCCACCGCGCGGGUCGCACCGGGCGGGCGGGUCGCGCGGGUCAGUGCACGCUGCUGCUGGCGGACUUCGAGCUCCCCUUCCUGGCCCGACUCAAGGACCUGCCCAUUCAGCAGCUCGAGAAGCUGCAGCCGCCGCUGCAGCCGCCGGCGGGGGGUGUGAUCCCGGCCCCUUUAGCUCGUGACCCCGCCACCACCCUCGCCAACGUGGCAGGCCGGAUCGACUAUUCCACCCGCGCUCGCGCCUACCAGAGCUUCCUGGGCUACUACAAGAGCCACGAAGUACUCAAGUUCCGGCCGGAGCAGAUCGUGGCCCUUGCCAACGACUACGCCCGGGAGCUGCUGGCCUGCCCCACGCCGCCCGGCCUGCUGGCCAAGACGGUGGGGAAGAUGGGGCUCAAGGGCGUGCCGGGAAUAGUCAUCGUCAAGGAGGGGGAGCGCGAUCGGCCGCCGCCUCCACCUCCUGCAGGGCCCCAGCCACCGCCGGAGCGUGCCGCGGCGGCUGCGGCGGCAGCUGCCAUGGCGGGCACCUCGGCGCGCAGCGGCAGCGCCCGCAGCGGAGGAGCACCGCAGCAGCAGCAAGACGGCCCUGGAGCUGCGGGGGCUUCCGGCCGCGAGACCAAGAAGGCUGAAGCUAACGUGCCACAGGCUAGGCAGGGUCAGGCUGCCGCCACCGCAGCUGUCCAGCAGCAGAACCCUGCGGACCGUCGCAACCCCGGCCAGCAGGCGGGUGUCAAGGGACCUGGAGGCCCGACACAGGCGGCACCAGGCGGCAACAGCACCGUGGGCGCUGCCGGCCGGGGAACACAGCCGCAGCAGCAACAGCCGCUGCCGCAGCAAGAACAGCAGCAACGUCGGCAGCAAAGUGCACGUGGCCCGCAACCUGAUUCGCAGCCACAGGCACAGGUGCAGGUGCAGCCAGCGGCUGGACAAAAGCCGCCACAGCCGCUACCGCAACAGCAGCCAUCCCAGCAGAGCGCCCGGGCACCCUAUACCGCAGCGGCUCCUCCUCAGCAGCAGCAGCAGCCGGUGGCGGUGGCGGAUGCCAACGCAGGGGCAGCUCGCGCGCUGCCUUCCGUCCCGGGAACGACGGCAGCAGCAGCAGCAGCACCUGUCGAGGCUGAUCCCGCGCUGCCGCCCGGCUUAGCGCCCCCGGCUGCCGUGCCCGCAAUCCCUGCACCGCUAACAGAACUGGCGUUGCACAUGCACAACCUGCAGCAAUCCGCUCCCGGACAGUUCCUCGUCGGCUACGGCAGCCAGGUCGGCGCCGGCGCCAGCCUGCCUGUGACGGGGCCCGCGCUUGGCGCGCCCAACGUCAUGCAGGCCAGUGCUGCACCCUACCAGCUGCCGGCGGUGCCGGCCUGGAACCCCCAGCAGGCGAUGGCUGCACCCAAGACCGCCGUCCCCGCUGCCGCUGCAGGGGAGGCGGCAUACAGGUCGUCGCAGACGAUCGAGAUGCCCCUCACGGUUGCUGCUCUGGAGCUACACCAGCAACAACAGCUGCAGCUGCAGCAGCAACAGCGCUACGCAGCAUACCAGCAGCAGCAGCAGCAACAACAGUACGCUGCCGCAGCAGGGAACAGCAUGGACGCCCAAGUGGCUGCGCGCUUGGAGAGCCUGACGCAGCAGCAGCUGCAGCAGCUGCAGCUUCAACAAGCGCCGCAACAGGAGCUGCCGUACCAGCAGCAGCAACCCUACGGCGGCCUGUCUCCGGCUGACCAGGGGCCCUCAGCAGCUGCGGCCAUGGCGGCGGCUGCGGCGGCUAUCAGCGGCCAACCGUUCCCCGGCGCAGGCAUGGGCGGUGGUCAAGCAGCCAACGGAGGCGCGCAGGCCGGAUUGCCGCAAUCGACAGCAGCCGAGUUUGCUGUGCUUGCGGCGAUGCUGGGGGUACCGCCUGGUUACGGUGCGCUGUCGUCCCAGCAGCAACAGCAGUUAUUGCAGCAAAUGCAGCACCAGCAAAGGGCACAAACUGUGACACCGCUGCAGCAGCAACAGCAGCUUCAGCAACAACAGUACCAGCAACAGCUGCAGCAGCAGCAGGUCCAACAGCAGCAGGAACUGCAGCCGCAUAUUCAGCAACAGCAGCUGCAACAGGUUCAACAGCAGCAGUUACAGCAGGAAGCCAUGCAGCAGGUGGCCUCGUCCGCAUCGUCCGGUCAGCAGCAGGCAUUCCCGCAACAACAGCAACAGCAGCAGGUCCUGCAGUUCGCGCAUGCCCAAGCCGCAGCGAUGGCUGGCUUGUCUGCCGUCCCGAACAGGGCGCAGGCGCCUGGGGGGGCCGCGCCUGUCGCUGCCCAAACAGCCAACAACACCCUUCCCUAUCAAGGGGUCUCGUCGGUUGCAAAGGGUGCGUUCUCAGCUGGGUCUGGCCCCAGCCAGACCGCCCGUAGUGCCAGCGGAAGCCUGGACCCGAGCGCCGCUCUCCUGCAGAACCUAGCGGCACUUGGAGGGAUGUCGAGCAGCGUGCAAGCCACACCCGCUGCAGCUUCUUCCUCCGCAGCGGCGGCGGCAGCAGCAGCAGCAGCAGCCGGAACAUUAGGCCAGGGGCCCCGUGGCAGUGGAGUCGCUGCAGGCACCGGCGCGGCGGUGGGGCCGUCGGGUGCAGCGCAGGUGCUGCCGCAACAGCAGCAGCAGCAGCGCGUGCAACAGCACAUGGGCUCCGGGGCCAGCUCUGGAGUGCAGAGCGGAGGUCCUGGAUAUGCUGGAGGCCGGCACCAGAGCCUUACGUCGUCCUCAACUGCCCCUCUGAGUGGUCAGUCUGGGCCCACUCAGACACAACAUGGCCACGCCGGUCGGCCUCAAUCCGCAACCGGCCAGCAAGGUUCGGGAGGAGCUGCGGCCAUGCAGCACCCUGGCAGUGGUCGCGUGGGAGCCCCCGGCGGCAGCGGCCCAUCUGCGGGUGUGGGGCGCGGCGGCGGCGGUUCUGCCAACCAGGCAGGUGGGGCCGCAGGAGCUGCCGCCAGCACCGGAGGAGCGACGCGCUGGUGGCAUAAGCCGCAGCUCAAGGAGCAGGCGGCUGAGAUUACGGAGCGCGUCGCUGGGUCGGGCGGUAGCAAGACGGCGGGGCCAGCUGCAGCAGCAGCUGCUGCUGCAGGCGGCAAUGCUGAUGGCGCGUCAUCGCAAGGUGGACUUAAGCAGCCGCAGCAGCCAAUCCAGCAAAGCGUGGCGGGAGCGCCAGGCGCCGGCGGGCUCGCCACGAGUGCGAACGGGCUGGCAACUGGCGGGCGCAUGGGACAACAGCAGCAGCAGCAGUUCAUACAGGCUGGAAGGGGCAUGGGCGGGGCUGCGGUUGCCGCCGGGCCGGGAGGAGCGGGCGGAGGUAUGGGUACAUCAGCCUCCGCAGGCAGCACCGGUGGUCGUGGCGCAAAGCCUGGCCCCGGCCCCACAGCCGCGUCUUCCGCCGCUGCUAUGAUGGUGGAUGCAAAGGUCAAACAGCAGCAGGUUAACGUCGUACAGGCUCAGGCGCAAGCUCAGGCGCACGCCCUCCUACAGCAGCAGCAGGCGGCGCAGCACCAGCAACUGCUGUUGCAGCAGCAGAUGCUGCAGUACGGUGCUGGGAUGACGAACCAGCAGGCCAUGGGCCAGUAUUACGUCGUCGCGCAACCCUCCUUGGCGGCGGUGUCGCACCAGCCCGCGGCCAUGUACGCCGGAGCUCUACACCCGCAGCAGCAACCACAGCUGCAGCCACUGACGCCGGCACAGCAGCAGCACCUGUUGCAGCAGCUGACGCCCAUGCAGUUGCAGCAGCUGCAGCACCUUUCUCCGGCGCAGCAGCAGUGGUACUUGCAGCAAAUGGCUCAGUCAGAGUACAAGCAGUAACAGAAGGGUGCUGCUGAAAGGCUUGACGCCUUGUUGUGGCGCCGCAACAUCAAGCUUGUAGUUGGCAAUAUCCAAGGUGGAAGGCAUGUGUUCUAGGGUCCCGAGUGGUGUAGGGCCAGGUCGGGUUGUGAGGCGCACCUAGCUGUAGGCACUUGGCCAUGUAGAGUAGUCGCGUACGUGGCCUUGGAAGCUCAAUAGCCUGGGUUACGUUGAUUUCUCAUGCCCGCAGCUAAACAUGUCUCGGGCAUUGUCCCGUAGAUUGCGUACUCUCAUGCAGGAUGCCCGGGAUUGUUGUGGCUGGUAGAUCAGGUCCUCGGUACAUGUUUACAGCUGUAGGUUUGCACGUCUAAAUGGCGCACAAGUUGAUAAGCCCGCAACCCUGGAUAGGUCCGCGGGAUGCAGGAUGGCAAGGCGCCAGCCGUAAGAGCUCCCGGGGGGGCCGUAACAUUGGCCACUUGCCUUUUGCGCACCUCUUAUGUCAUGCAUGCAUUGCUCGUGUGCCGCCACGACAGCUGGUCUAGUUCGUAAUUGGCAGAGUGUGCACUGAGACUGGGCCCGUAGCCUGAACGCUUGUGGCAGGAGGGUUAGGUGUUUUGGUCAAAAUAUGGCACCCGCAGAUGGGCCUGUUUAGACCAUUCCGGAGCCCCAUUGCGUUGGAGGAUUGCUGAAUUAGUUAUAGUUGCUCUUUGCGCUUCCGUUGUGGCCUUGCAUGCAGCUUAUGCCCGGCCUGUUCAUUGCGGGGAUAAUGGCAGCGCGCAUGUUCCUCAUAACGGCAUAAAAGUGGCUUUUUGGUGUUAGGUAUGCGGCGCUAGUCCAAGAUAUUUUACGUCUUCAUGAGACGGUCUCCACUUGCACAUGAGCUUGUGUUUUGUAUCACCCGUAUGGGAGUGAAGCGGUGGAACGUAGCCGCUAUGCGAUGCACGGCUUGCCGAACGGCCUUCCUAGCUUGUGUCUUUCCUAGCUGUGAAACGAGCACGCCGCGGCUGUGACGUCGUUGCUUCCCGGCACCGUAAAGUGAGUCCAUGCAGGCAUGCACCGAGCCGCCCUGUAAAGCGCGCACGCGCACAACACAGCUGGACGGCCGAUGUAUGUUAGCUGUGUAGGACAGAGGUAGCCGAAGCAGGCGUAGAUGUAUGUGUAGCCUUUGCUGAUCGGCGUUGCGCAAGUGGCUCGUGGCAGGAGGUCUGGGUUAGCUCCCGUCCGCCGUGCCUUGCUGAUCGGGCAGUGCGUCGGCUACGGUUCCUUCUUGGUUUCGGACUCUUUGGCAGCAACGGAUGGUGUUGGUGAGCAGCGUUGGAGUGGAGUAGCGUUGUAGGCUACCUGAUUUGAGUUGCUUUGCUCAGGGGUUUGCUAUAUAAAAAUCGCCUAAAGGACAAACGAGGACAUUGAGCGUUACCGGUAUUACCAUUUGCUUUGGAACUACAGUGCCGGCCGCAUCCUGCGCUUUAUCGCCAGCCGUGUAGCAGCCAAGCACAACUCCA
This is a messenger RNA of Astrephomene gubernaculifera, 6821 nucleotides long. The record is from the annotation of a GenBank genome assembly. Lineage: Eukaryota; Viridiplantae; Chlorophyta; Chlorophyceae; Chlamydomonadales; Astrephomenaceae.